Suncus etruscus (white-toothed pygmy shrew) is the source of this 1002-nucleotide messenger RNA. RefSeq names its product olfactory receptor 1G1-like. Gene Ontology annotation, cellular component: membrane. Gene Ontology annotation, biological process: G protein-coupled receptor signaling pathway. Gene Ontology annotation, molecular function: G protein-coupled receptor activity; olfactory receptor activity. NCBI's taxonomy places the organism in Eukaryota, Metazoa, Chordata, Mammalia, Eulipotyphla, Soricidae. The coding region runs from base 1 to 1002 and encodes 333 amino acids. The transcript has 2 exons. The record is from RefSeq and is a predicted model, not a curated record.
AUGAAUCAGCCCCAAACCUAUCCGACAUCUCCGUGGGUCAAAGAAUUUGGGAAUCGUCUUGUGGAUCUGGAAAUUACAAACCUAACCAGCAUCUCUGACUUUCUGCUCCUGGGCUUCUCUCAACACCCUGAACAGCAGCCUCUUCUGUUUGGCCUUUUCCUGGGCAUGUACCUGGUCACCAUGUUGGGGAAUCUGCUCAUCAUCCUGGCCAUUGGCUCUGAUCAUCACCUCCACACCCCUAUGUACUUCUUCCUGGCUAACCUGUCCUUCAUUGACACCUUUAUUUCCUGCACCAUUGUUCCCAAGGUGCUAGUGAACCUCCAGACACAGCAUUACACCAUCUCCUACACUGGAUGCCUCCUGCAGAUGUAUUUCUUCAUGACUUUGACCCUGUUGGAUGACUUCCUGCUGGCCGUCAUGGCAUAUGACCGUUAUGUGGCCAUCUGCCUUCCUCUCCACUACACUUUGAUCAUGCAUUCCCAACGCUGCCUGCUCCUGGUCACCAUCUGCUGGCUCUGCUCCCACCUCCUGGCCUUCUCACUCACUCUCCUUAUGUCUCAAUUCUCCUUUUGUGCCUCCCAUUCUAUCCCGCACUUCUUCUGUGAUCUUCUCCCACUCCUUCGACUUUCUUGUUCAGACACCUGGAACUUCCAGCUCAUGAUGUUUGCUGAAGCAGCCCUCUCUGGGGUGGUGCCCCUCACCUGUGUCCUAAUCUCUUAUGCCCACAUCAUCCACGCCAUCCUCAAGGUCCCUUCGGCUGGGGGCAAGCACAAAGUCUUCUCUACCUGUGGAUCUCACCUAACAGUGGUUACUCUUUUCUAUGGGACACUCUUUCUGGUGUAUUUUCAGCCUUCUUCCUCCUACUCAGCUGAUACUGGGAUGGUGGCCUCUGUGGUAUACACAAUGAUUACCCCCAUGAUUAACCCCCUUAUCUAUAGCCUGAGAAACAAAGAUAUGAAAGGGGCUUUGUGGAGACUCUUUGGCAGAGACAAGGUCCGUUAG